AUGGAGACAGAAACGAUCAUGCAAGGAGCAACUUUGCUACUAACCUUCAUUAUGUUCUGGGCGAUUAAGCAUCUCUCUCAACAAGGCCUAACCAAGUUCCGAGCCAAACACCGAGCCACUCUCCAAUCCCAGCGUCAGCUCAUCCAAGCCACUCGUCUCCUCGCUCGGGCUCGAAGCACCUCUAAGAAAUCUCAAUCCCAAUCUCUCGCCAAGACCGCGCUCACCGAAGCCGACGACGUGAUCGCGAUUUCUCCAGAUGAUGCCGCCGGUCACAUCGUCCGUGCUCUAGCUCUGGAUCUGCUCGGUCAGCACACCGCCGCUCUCAAAUCGUUCGACACGGCGCUGACUUAUCCGCGACUGAAGUCUCUCUCGGUGGGAGAACGCGCCGAUGCGCUUGUGAAGAGAGCUGAAAUGAAGCUGGCUGUGAAUCGCCGACGGAGGAUUGAUUCUGCGAUCGAAGAUCUGGAAGAGGCGACGAGACUCGCCGCCGGCACAGACACGGCGAGGAUUCUCCGUUUGUUGGGAGAGUGUUACGAGUUCAAAGGCUUGAAUGAUAAAGCCCAAUGGGCUUCAAAUGAAGCCUCGAAAACCCAACAUUAG
Molecule: messenger RNA, 600 nt
Organism: Microthlaspi erraticum
Lineage: Eukaryota; Viridiplantae; Streptophyta; Magnoliopsida; Brassicales; Brassicaceae
Source: the annotation of a GenBank genome assembly